This is a messenger RNA of Mirounga angustirostris (Northern elephant seal), 9770 nucleotides long. It is a transcript of the gene SH3TC1, whose product is annotated as SH3 domain and tetratricopeptide repeats 1. The coding region runs from base 4678 to 8895 and encodes 1405 amino acids. Gene Ontology annotation, molecular function: protein binding. The record is from RefSeq and is a predicted model, not a curated record. The transcript is spliced from 18 exons. Lineage: Eukaryota; Metazoa; Chordata; Mammalia; Carnivora; Phocidae.
GGGAGCGCUGGGGCGGGCGGGACAAGGACUGGCCCAGCGGGCAUGGUCCACGGAGCCGGGGCCUGCCGCCCACGGUGGGUCUAAGACUAGUCUGUCAACUUUCACUUUCUUGAAGACUCCUCUGGCAUCUUGGGACGGUGGGGAGCAGAGCUGAAGUCGGGGGAGUCUGGAAGGCUGUGGGGGCCCGUGAGGAGACCACAGCAGCCGAUGAAGCCCCUUGCUUCUGUGAUCUUGCUUGACCCCCCUUCCCGUGGGCACUCAGCGAGCGCAUGCCAGGGUCUGGAUGGGGCGCGGAGCCGAGUCCGAGUCUGGGUGUCAGGGUCUCGAGUGGGCCCCCACACUGGGGGGGAUGCCACAUCGGACAGACACCACAAGGGACACCACAGGACAGCCCAGGGUGGCUCUGCAGCUCUGACCUGGCCACUCUGAGGUCACCAUCUCUGGGCCUCUUUUCUAUCCACUGGCUGGGGAUGAGCGCUGUGACUAGGGGCACCAACCACACAGUUGUAGGGGAGGACGCGGACCCAGGACGUGUAUUGCCAGGUCCGGCGCUGGGCCCGUGCUCCCAGCACACCACUGAGACCCUCUCCCGGCUUCCAGUGACCCCCCCGGGAGCCCCAGCUCCCCUCCAGCUCUGUCUGUGGCAAAGCAACGUUGGUGGCAGUUAGUGGAGCUGGUGGUGCUGGGAGCCGUGGCCAGACUCCUGGUGGGAGGCGGGGUAUGUGCCGGUUAUGGGCAGGGGCUCCAGUGCUGGGCUCGGCCCCUGUGGGUUCGAAUCCCGUCUGUGCCCCCCAGCCGGGCCAAGUCCCCGCGGCAGCUCGCCCAGCUUGUGAAAUGGGCACAGUGGCACCCCCUCCCCCGGUCAUCAGGAAGAUUAGGUGGGCGUGCUUGGUUAGCGCCUCAGGGUGGUGGCUGUUGGGUGGGGUGGUCAACAGUGCUGUUGGUGACAAUGACACAUCCUGUAUGGGGCGCUGUGCACCUGACUCACAGAGUGCCGUGAUGGAGGUGAGGUGGACCCCGCCUCCCAGCAGAGGAGGAGAAGGUAGGGGGUUACAGGUGAACCAGUGUCGCUCCGUCUGUGUCGCUCCUCUUAUAUAAGACACCGUCACUGGAUUAAGGCCCCCCAUGCAGUAUGACCUCAUCCUAAGGAGUCAGAUCUGCAAAGACUCCAUUUCCAAAUAAGGCCACCUUCUACAGUGCCAGGAUCUGGGGGGACACCAUUCACCCCUGUCCAGGGGUGACCAGACAAUUCCCCAGAGGUGCUUCUUGGUGAAAGGGACAAGGUCUCCAUGGGCCCACAAGGUAUUGGUUCUGUACGAGCCCCGUGAGUGCUCCGACCAGACCCCCCCAAACCUGUCCGGGGUUGGGAAGGUACCGCCUCUCCCUCUGUGGACCCACAUUUAUUAAGCGCCAACUGUGAUCGUGGAGCACCAUCGGUUUACUCCGUUGACCUCCUUGUGGGGCAGGGGUGUUUGCUCUCACCCUCCAGGAGGGCAGAGUGAGGCGUGGAGAGCUCUCCCAGCCCCCUGGGAGCUGCGUCUACAGCAGGGCCCGGGGCCUGUGAGGCCAAGCGGGGCAGUUACAGGAACCCGCGGGGGGCGGGGAACUCUCCUGCACAGAUUGGGCUCACUUCCUCAUCUCUGCCUAGGACUAGGAAGCCCCGCGCUGAGAUCGUCCCUGGCGGCCCCGCCUGCUCGGGCACAUCGUCACUGGGCAGGUGGGAGGGUCUUUGAGCCCAGGAAGCCUUCCCUUUCCUCAGGAAGCUGUCCCUGAGACUGUGGGGAGCAGGCCACGGGGGGGCCCCCCGGAUGCAGACAGGGAUGGGCCAGUCCCGACCCAGGGGCAGAGGCCGGCAGGAUGAGAGGCUGCCACCAGACCCGGCAGGGUCCUGCGAGAUGCCCGGCUGCAGGGGCCCCUGCUGCACCCAGGGCUGGGGAGGACGUGCCGGGCGGGGAGGGAGGCUAACACCCCUGCGUGUCAGAAGGGAAGAGGAGAGAGAUGGCAGGCUGGCCUGGCAGCCCUUGUGCAUCCGGGUCCUGACACCCAGCUGCGGCUACCAGUGGUGCGGGAGCUGCGAGGGUGGGGGUCCCAGGGGUGAAGCCAGGAGGGAAAGCACCAUAGGCUUGGGCUCGGUGGGGGGCCGGCCAGGACGGCCCCUCACGGAGCUGUGUCCGGAAAAAUGGCGGGGGUCUUCAUGCUUUACGAGGAUGGAGACGGCACAGGGACCGGGGAACAGGGAGUGUGGGGCCCCCGGGCCUGAAUGACAUGUGAGCCAUUCGACAAGGCUGCGUGGAGAAGGUUCUGGGCAUCCUCAGUUUAGCCGUGGCUUCUUCUCUAGAACAGGGAGCAGCCCCCGCCUGCCCCCUCCCCGCCCUCCCUGGGCCAAGCAGCUCUGCCAGAGAGGAGAGGGGCUGCCUGGCCGAGCGGGGGUCCCCUGCGUGCUCCUUGCCUCCUUGCCCCUGCCUCCCAGGCUGUGCCCCUGUCCCUCAGAGGUAGUUCAGGAUGGAACUCAGGUCCAGUUGGGAGUGGGGGGGUAGGGGCUCCUGGAGGCAUCGCCUCUGCAAGUCUUGCGGGCCUUGGGCUGCUGGGGGCCUGUGGGUCCCUCUGGAGGGGCAGACAGCCCAUUUCACCCCUGUUUCUCUGCAGUGAGGGGCUGUUUGGCCCCAAGGCCACAGGAGGGGCACCAGAGUAAUUACUGUCAGAAACACGGGGUGCUCUGCUUCUGCGACUCCCAGGGCCACUCCUACCUCUCUUUCUUGUCUUUUUCAUUUGGAUUGUAGGAGCAGUCCUGGCUUCUAAUGGCCUGAAAAGCCGGCCUUGCCAGUCCCCAGCAGCGAUGCCUCUGGACAUUUAAGGGUCCGAGGGGCAGCGGGCCGGGCAAAGCCCCUGUGGGCCAAGGCUCCCCGGAGUCCCCGUCCAGGGAACCCAGGAGGUGAACUGGCUGCCUGGGCCACGAGCUGAGCGGUGCCCCUGAGACGCCUGCAGGGGUCCGGUGCACAGAGGCUUUGGGGACAGGAGGACACAGGCGGUGUCCAGCUGUCUCGUGUUCUGCCUCCCCCGCCCCACGCCCCAUGCUGUUGGCAGUGUGGAUGGCCACCCGUCAGCCGCUCUGCAGGUGGUUCCCACCACCCCCAGGGACCUUGCUGACUGCCCAACCCCCUUUCCCUGUCCUCCUGUGCUGCCCGUCACAGAACCCGCCCUCAGACUAGCAGGGGCGUGUGUAGGUGGUUGACAAACACCUGUGUCUGAGGUUCUGGGGACCUGGGUCCAUGUCCAGUCCCCUGGGGUUCUGGAGGGAGAUGGGCCCAGGGGUUGGUGGGGCCGUCCAGGCUCUGAGCUCCACAUAGCUGCCCCUGAACUCUGUCCGCCGCGGGGGCCCUGCCCCAACAUCUGCCAGGAAAGGGGGUGGGCCAGGAGGAAGCCUGACUUGCUUCUCGGUUGGCAUUGUUGGCCCCGGAGAGCGGGUGAGGAGGGUGCCUGCCUGUCCCUGCGUGCUCUGUGCAGAGGGAAUUCCCACCACCUGUCCUGGGUUUGUUUUAAAAUCUCAGAGCUCAGCAUCAGGGCUCAGGGAGGCCCGAAACGAGGGUGUUCCCUUGUUUGUGCGACCUAGCAGUGCUCUUGGCAACCUUCCGGGCGAGUGAGCAAGGCCAUUCCUUGUCUCCUCUGUCCCCGAGGCUGCUCCCAUCCCUGUGGCCACAGCGGGGGGUCUGGCCCCGCCUUUCCCAGCCCUGGCCCCCCUCUCGGCCCACCCAUCACCCCACGUUCCCAUCUGAAAGGGGACUCUGUGUUCUUCUUUGUCCUGAUUGGUGACAAAGCCCCAACCCCAGGAGCACGGACCGUCCAUCUGUAACGGCCUCUCGUCUCUGACCCCAGGAAGUAGUGAGGCAUAAUGACUGCUCUUGGGGGGAGGCCCGAGGGCACCCCGGGGUGGGCAGCCAUCGCCUGUUCUGCCUCAUCUGCCUCACCACUUCCUCCUUCCCCACCGUCCGCCACCUUUCCUCCCUGGGCGGCCUGGACCCUGGCCCACUUCUUGACCUGUGGGGUGGGACGGCGUUUCGGGGGCCCUGCUGGAGCCCAGGCCUCUUCCGGUGGGAGCAACAGAUCUCCUGGGAACCUGAGACCGGAUCACAGUGGAACUGGUGCUUGUGGGAAACGGAACUAGAUGGGUGUCUCCGGGGGGCUCUGUUGUGGCCCUAGCUGGACGGGACGCGUGGUGGGCUUGCUCACAUCCAAGGUGCCAGGGUGUCCCCCGAGGACUUCUGCUCUGUUCCCCAUGUUUGUCCGGCGUUGGCAGGAACGUUCGAGCAGCCACAACGCGUCAGGCUCUGAGCAGCUUCCUGGGGGUCGUGAGCUGGAGCGGGGUCCCCCCCUGCCCACACGGCUUCCAGCCCGCUCCACCGGGCCCGCGCUGGCCCAUGUCUCGGGAAGAGCCUGCGGCGGGGGCUCGUCGUAGUGGGAGAAGCAGCGACAGACUGACUCACAAGCAAAGCUCUGAAGGAUGUGCAGAGGCCCGCCUGGCAAACGGGAGGCCGUCUCUCCUCCGACCCCAACCCUGUGGCAGUGUCCUCAGGGCACCUGUGUUCCCGGGGAGGCCUCCCUGCUGACCCGCAGCCUGUCCUCUUCCCCCAGCGGCCCGCGGGUAUGCGGAGCCCCCGGUGCUGAGGCCGCCGCCCGGGCAUGGAGGGCCCCGCGGAGGAGCCGGCCCCGAAGGGGAGAGGGCCCGCGGCGGCACCCUUGGGAGGCGGCGGUGGUGGUGGCCACACGGCCCAGAGAGUGGCCAUGAGCCCAUCGGUCGUCUGGGAGCGAGCAGGGCCCGAGGAGGCCGAGGCGCUUGUCGGAGGCGAUGCCAGUCCUCCCCCUGGGGGCUCCGGGCCGGCUGCUGGGACCCCUCCUGGCCAGAUGGGCACGUACCCCACAGACCUGACCUUGCAGCUGCUGGCCGUGCGGAGGAAGACGGGGCUGCCAGACCCCAGCCUGCAGCAGACCGUGAGGAGCCGGCUCCGCCUGUUGGAAAAUGACAGCCGGGAGGUGGCCCGUGCGCUGGGGGAGCUGUCAGCCAGGCUGUUGUCCAUCCACAGUGACCAGGAUCGGAUCGUGGUGACCUUUAAGACUUUCGAGGAAAUCUGGAAGUUCUCCACCUACCAUGCUCUUGGCUUCACUCAUCACUGCCUGGAAAACCUACUCGUGGACCAGGCCUUCUGGCUGCUCUCACCCAACGAGGACGAGGAGACAGCUGUCCAAGUCCAUGUGGACCAGGAGGCCUUGAGGCUGACGCACGAGAGCCUCCUCGCCCAGGAAGGUGGGUCCCACCUGGCAGGGCGUCCAGCCACCCUGAAGGACACCGUCUGUCACUUUGAAGGUCCUGUCUUCGUCCUGUGUCCUGACCACCGUGUGCGAGUGAAGACCAGCCCCCGGGGUGCAGGGAGCGGCCCCCGGGCCCUCAGGCGAGCCUCGGGGGUUCCCCAGGGAGAGGCAGCCCCAGCAGUGGACCCUUGUGCUCCCAGCCCCGGCACGUCCUCCGAGGAGGUGGCAGCGACGGCCACUCCAGAAACUUUGAUUCCAUUUCAUCAAUGGGCUCUUAGGGUCCCCUGGGACCCCAUCGACGACUCCAUGAAUGGACCUGUGACAUCGGACAUCCCACUGAUGGCCACGGGCCUGGCCACGGCGGUGGCAGACUACCAGGGCUCCGGGCCUGAAGAGAUGACCUUCCGAGGCGGUGACAUCAUCGAGGUCCUGGGCGCCCAGGUGCCCGGCCUGCCCUGGUGCCUGGGCCGGCACACGGCCUCGGGCCAGGUCGGGUUUGUGCAGACGAGUCUCGUCAGUGUGCAGGGCCAAGUGUCUGACCCUUCGCGGACCCUGGGCCUGUCCUUCAAGGCCCCCUGUGACCCAGACCCUGGCGACCACCCGUGUCAAAGGCUGCCAUUGCCGUCAGAGCACUUUGAGUCCAGCUGUGCAGGUCUGUCCACCUUCGAGAACGACUGUGUGGACAUGUGCGCCCCUGAGCUGGAAAAUGUGAUUUUUCUCAAUGAAGAAGAAAGGUCAUUCUUCAGCAAUGAAGGGCGCUUUUCGGAGGAGGACGCCAGGCAGCUACUGAGGAGGGUGUCUGGUGCAGACGUCUGCACGGUGUACAGCUUGGACAGAUUAGAAGAAGCCGAGUUUGACCAGCUGGAAGAACAAGAAAUGCCUCAGCCUUGCCUGCACCCAGAGCCACGUGAGACCCUCCAGAAGGUGAAGAAUGUUCUAGAACAAUGCAAGUCCGGCGGGGGCUGCCCCGAGGAGCCCGUGUCCUGGGGUCUGUGCACGGCGUCCAGUGGUGUAAGCUCACAGGACAGCGAGGAGCCCUCCUUCUGCUUGGACGCGGGGGCCGACUGGGCCCACCCGGAGGCGCUGGGCUCGCUGCUGCUGUUCCUGGACGUGCCUGGGUACAAGGCCUGCUUCCGUGGCCUGUACGACCUCUCCCUGCCGGGGCUGAGCACCCUGUUCUGUGGCUUCAGCGACGAGAAGGAGCUGGCCGGGCACCUGGCACAGGCCCGGGCGGCGGCCAAGAAGGCCGGCUUCCCCAUGGCCCUCGCCAGGCUCUGCUUCCUCCUGGGGCGGCUGUGUGUGCGCAGGCUCAAGCUGUCCCAGGCCCGCGUGUACUUCGAGGAGGCCCUGGGGGCGCUGGGGGGCCGCUUUGGCGACCUCUUCCUGGUGGUGGCCGUGUACGCCAACCUGGCCACCAUCCACCUGAAGCAGAAGAACAGGGACAGGUGUGCGCAGGUGCUGCCCAAAGCCUCGGCCCUGCUCCUGGGGACGCCCGGCCACGUCUGCAGCACCGAGGCCGAGUCGGAGCUCCUGAGGCACGCCCUGCGCCGGGCCAUCCUCUGCCGGAGCCCCCAGGCCGAGGCCCGGGCCUGCUUCCUGCUGGCCAGGCACCACGCCCGCCUCAAGCAGCCCGAGGGGGCGCUGCCCUUCCUGGAGAGGCUGCUGUUGCUGCACGUGGCCUCGGGCUCCCCGGAGGCCUGCUGGCCCGCGGACGGCUACCUGCUCCUGGCCGACAUCUACAGCCGCCAGUGCCUGCCACACCUGGUGCUCGGCUGCGUCAGGGCGGCCUCGCUGCGGGCGCGCGGCUCGCCGGGCGGCUCGCUCCGGAGCGCGGACCUGGUCCUCCGGAACUCGCCCCGGCGCCACCGGCCGCCCUCCCAGACAGCGCACUACCUCCGGCGGGCACUGGCCUCGGCGGCCUCGGGCCCCCUGCGCGGCCCCCUCUGCGCCAGCCUGGCCCGGCUGCACAGCCACCACGGGCAGCAGGCCAGGGCCAUCUCCUGCAUGACGCAGGCCGUGGACGCGGCCGCGGGCGCCGGCGGCCGCCUGGCCGUGGACUACGUGGUGGCGCUGGCCUGGUUGUACGUGCUCCACGGGCAGAGCGCGGUGGCCCUGGACAUCCUCGAGUCCGUCCUGGACGUGGCGGUGGCCAGCGUGGACCAGGAGGGCGUGAUCGCCAACGUGGCGGCCGUGGCCCUGAGGAGGACCGGCAGGACCCGGCAGGCGGCCGAGGGCUACUACCGCGCCCUGCGAGUGGCCCGGAACCAGGGCCAGCUGCGGAACCAAGCGGUGGUCCUGGCCAAUUUCGGGGCCCUGUGCCUGCAGGCCGGCGCGGUGGGCCUGGCCCAGCACUACCACCUGGAGGCCGUGAAGCUCUUCUCGCGGCUGCCCGGCAGGGAGCGCGGCCAGGACUUCACCUGGGUGCUCUUGAGGCUGGGCCACCUGUACACCCGCAGGGCCCUCGCCCGAGAGGGCAAGUGCUACUACGAGUGGGCCUUUCUGGUCGCCGUGGAGACGGACCACUUGGAGGGCCAGCUGCGAGCCGUCCAGCAACUGUGUCACUUCUACAGCAAAGUCUUGCCCAGUAAGGCCCAGUGCGUCGUCUACCACGAGUUUCAGCUCUCGCUGGCCAGCAGGGUGGCCGACAAGGCGCUGGAGGGCCAGCUCCUGGAGACCCUCAGCCAGCUCUACCUGUCGCUGGGCACUGAGCGGGCCUACAAGUCCGCGCUGGACUACACCAAGCGCAGUCUGGGGAUCUUCAUCGACCUCCAGAAGAAGGAGAAGGAGGCGCAUGCCUGGCUGCAGGCAGGGAAGAUCUACUACAUCCUCCAGCAGAACGAGCUGGUGGAUCUCUACAUCCAGGUGGCACAGAAUGCGGCCCUGUACACGGGGGACCCCAACCUGGGGCUGGAGCUGUUUGAGGCGGCUGGGGACAUCUUCUUCAAUGGGACCUGGGAGCGAGAGAAAGCAGUGUCCUUCUACCGGGAUCGGGCGCUGCCACUGGCCGUGACCACAGGGAACCAGGAGGUGGAGCUGCGGUUGUGCAACAAGCUGGUGGCGCUGCUGGCCGAGCUGGAGUCGCCCCGCGAGGGCCUGGAGUUCGCCCACGUGGCCCUGGCGCUGAGCAUCACCCGGGGGGACCGGCUGAACGAGCGAGUGGCCUACCACCGGCUGGCGGCCCUGCACCAGCGGCUGGGCCACGGCGAGCUGGCGGAGCACUUCUACCUCAAGGCUCUGUCGCUCUGCAGCUCGCCCCUACAGUUCGAUGAGGAGACCCUGUACUAUGUGAAAGUGUAUCUGGUGCUCGGCGACAUCAUCUUCUACGAUCUGAAGGACCCCUUCGACGCGGCCGGGUACUACCAGCUGGCGCUGGCCGCGGCGGUGGACCUGGGCAACAAGAAGGCCCAGAUGAAGAUCUACACGCGCCUGGCCACCAUCUACCACAACUUCCUCCUGGACCGCGAGAAGUCCCUCUUCUUCUACCAGAAGGCCAGGACCUUUGCCACCGAGCUCAACAUCCGCAGGGUCAACCUGGCCCCGGAGCGGUGCUGGGGACGGGCGCCCUGGCUGGCCCCCAGCGCCCCGCCCUGAGGACCGCUGUCCCCACCUCUCCUAGUGUCUCUGCGAGGCUCAUUUUCUGGGAAACGGAGGCACGGAGGUGGGGGUCCCAUAGCAAUACGUGAUUUUGCAGGAGUCUGCUCGAACCUGCAAGGCCCCGUCCCCCACUCUGCCUCCAGGGGAGUGCCCAGGGCCCAGGCCCUGUCCCCGGGCACCACCCUGCGGCUGCACCUCGUCCGCGGCGAUGAGCUGGAAGGACUGGCCCCCCUGCCGGCCCCCCACACCCAGUUCCCCCACGUCAGAGUGAAGGUGGCUGUGGGGUUCCCUGGGCAUCUUCUUUCUCCCUUGCCCAUGCCCUCGCUGUGUGUCUGGCUCUGGCCCUGCCUGUAGCCCUCAAACUGCCCUCACGGGGCCUGCACGGUUGGGGCUGGUACCGUCUUCAUUUCCAGUGGAGGAGAUGGAGGCGCAGAGAGGGUAGGUGCCCGGCCCACCAUCACACAGCAGGUAGGUGGGGCCGAGUGUACCACCUGCCCGCCUGCCCCAAGGGAUGCAUCUGCCAUAGGACCCAAGGGCGGGUCCGAGAACAGGGUGUUAGCACGUCAGUGUCCCGAAGGCAACAGACAGGGCAAGGGGAAGGUGGCCCCAGUGCUCCCCGACCUGAUUGUCCUCUGGCCCAGCCUCACCGGGCCUGUGUGCGGAGCCUGCUGCUGAGCGUGUUUAAAGGCGCAUUGGGGCCGCCAAGCGCCGGGGACCCUCAAUUUACCGGCAGGGACACUGAGGCCCAGCGAGGCCGUGGGUCUCCUGGCUGGCUCUCACCCACACGGCAUUUUUCAAUCUCCUCUUUUUCUUUAAUUUAUUUUGUUAAAUACGGUGAAAUCCACAUAAAAUUAACCAUUUAAAGUGGACCA